AUGAACAGCUUCAUUGCGAUCACUCUGCUGGCCGUGAUUGGGGUGGCCAUUGCGGCUCCCGCCAAGCACGGCGGUGGACACACCCACCAUGGAGGAGUCGUGCCGGGACCGGCCGUCGUCCACACCUACUCGGCCGUCGCACCGGUGGUCAAGUGCGGCCACAAUCUUCUGGUGAGCUGCGAUCCCCACCAUCACCCGGUGCCGUGCAAGGCUGCCCCGGCUCAUCACGCCGGCUAUGGACACCAUGCUCCGGCCCCUGCCCCGGCCUACCACCAUGCGCCGGCACCGCACUACGCCCCGGCCGCUCCCGCCUACCACGGUGCCGAGCAUGGUGAGUACCGCGCCAAGCACCACAAGAAGCACCACAAGAAGCAUCACGGCAAGGGCAAGAGCGCCGACAACGUCGGAGAAGCGAUCGACAGCAGCUCGGAGGCGAUGUAAGCGGUCCGUGAGGGUCGUUGCAGCAGCAGCAGCAGUGCGUAAGGAGGAAAACGCUUUGCAAGCUGGCUGAUGAAUCAUUCAAGACUGAAU
Molecule: messenger RNA, 531 nt
Organism: Anopheles merus
Lineage: Eukaryota; Metazoa; Arthropoda; Insecta; Diptera; Culicidae
Product: vitelline membrane protein 15a-1-like
Exons: 1
Coding region: 1-441 (146 amino acids)
Source: RefSeq, a predicted model, not a curated record